Molecule: messenger RNA, 2181 nt
Organism: Physcomitrium patens
Lineage: Eukaryota; Viridiplantae; Streptophyta; Bryopsida; Funariales; Funariaceae
Product: protease Do-like 1, chloroplastic
Biological process (GO): proteolysis
Molecular function (GO): serine-type endopeptidase activity; protein binding
Source: RefSeq, a predicted model, not a curated record
GACGUAGCCUCUCCUUGUGCCUCACGGAAGGUGUGCGGAGAGUUCACUACGAGGGGGAAGCUUUGGGCUAUGGCGGUGGUCAUUCCAGUGCUAGUCGAUUCCGCACCUGAACCUUCCUUGCCUCAAUUCACUUCUACCAGGCCUAUUUUAUGGCCAAGGAAGUUCAGGUGUGAUACAUGCUCGCAUUGUUGGUGUUAUCAAUUAGUCGAAUCGAGUGGUACCUGAAUCAGCCGUGCAGGUGCGAGGUUUGAAGUGGGUGGUUAGUGACAGGAUGGAGACGUUUUCAGUACUGGCAAAGGCGCCAACUGGGAUCUCGUUCCAGCAAAUUAGGGGUAGCUUGACGCAGAAUGGAAAUGUGACGAAGCCUGUCAAUGUUGUGGUUCCGAAGUCGCUUGCAAAGGCGAGGCUCUCGUCUCAGUUUCAUGGCACGAAGCUCAGGAAUGUUGAAUUUGUUCGAGGAGAAUCCUGGACGAGGCGCACAUGUGGAGUGGCUGUCGCUUUUGCCGGGGAUGGCAAAUCUUCACAAAAGAGCAACGAUUUGGAGAGUCUCAAAGCUAGCCAGAUCAAAAAAGUUCUCGAUGCCGGAAAAGUGGACUAUCGUGAUUGUUUAGAGAAAGGGGAGUUGGUGAAGCGAUUGAAGGAUACCCAGGAAUUCAUUCCACCCUCCGCUCAACAGCUCCUGCAGUCGUAUCUCCGUGGGGAGGACGAUGCAGAGCUAUCCGCUUCCUCGGUGGAAGUCGCAAAUCCUGUGGAAGGUUGGUGGUUAGAGGCAGAGCGCAACACAGUGAAAGUGUUCCAAGAUUGCAGUCCCUCAGUGGCAAACAUCACAACAUCGUCCACUGCGAAUAUUGGCCUGUCGCUGAACCCGAUCGAGAUACCCCGAGGCACAGGAAGUGCGUUUGUUUGGGACACAGAUGGGCACGUUGUUACAAACUAUCAUGUAGUCAUGAAUGGUAACAAGGCGAAGAUUACUCUUGCGGAUGCAUCCACUUGGGAGGGGAAGGUCAUAGGAGUGGCGAAGAACAAGGACCUUGCGGUAUUGAAGAUUAGUGCUCCAGCUAAGUCGCUGAAGCCCAUUGUUGUCGGAUCAUCUCAGGCCUUGCAAGUCGGGCAGCACGUGUUAGCAAUUGGAAAUCCAUUUGGUUUGGACAGGACUUUAACGAGCGGCAUCAUUUCCGGCGUUGGACGAGACAUUAGAUCAAUUGGAGGUGCCACAAUCAGGGGUGUCGUCCAAACUGAUGCAUCCAUCAACCCUGGCAAUUCAGGAGGUCCUCUCUUGGACAGCCAAGGGCGUUUGAUUGGAGUGAAUACAGCAAUAUAUUCUCCUUCUGGUGCAAGUGCUGGAGUGGGAUUCGCUAUUCCUGUUGACACAGUACGAAGGGUGGUCAAUGAACUGAUAAGGAAAGGGAAAGUUUCUAGACCAGGCUUGGGCAUUAUGUGUGCGAACGAUUCUCAAGCUAAGCAACUCGGAGUUAAUGGCGUCUUGAUUUUGGGAGUGAACGACAACGGUGCAGCAGCGAAGGCUGGCCUUCUUGCUACGAAGCGAGAUCUUUUUGGUCGAAUUGAACUUGGAGACGUCAUUGUGGCUAUCAAUGGCAAUACAUUGAGCAGGGUGGAUGAUUUAGUAGCAGCUUGCGAUGAUCGCCAAAUUGGAGAGAGAGUACGGGUCACUGUGAAAAGGGGGAACAUGAUUCGAGAUGUUUACAUCACGUUGCAAGAAAUCGACGAAUGAUUGGUCUUUGUUAAAUUUUAUCAGUAUUUCCGAAACACUUAGUCACCGAAGUUGGAUUCAAGCUCACAACAAAUCCAGAUGAAAUGUCAGAGAGUAGAUCAUUUCUUAUGUAAACUGUAGGAAUGCACAUCAUUCAGGUUGUGGCUGAUGAGAUCAAGUUCGGGUGGAGUUCGCCAGCAUUGAACCCUGCCGUCAACGGGAAAAGAACUCUUGCCCUAGUUACAACUAUUGAGGGGAAUUGCGAUAUCCUCAUCAAAAGUGGAAGACGGGUUGCUCAAACUUCCAGAAACCUCAGAUAAUAGAUGAGAGGAUCCAACUUGUUGGUGUUUUACCAACACGGGUUCUAUCAUCUGUGAAUCGAGCAACAGUGAAAUGGAUUAAUACACAUAUUCAGCUGUUAUCAAUUACACUGAGAAUGCGUUGAAGAAAACUAUUGCCCAUUUGUAGCA